This is a messenger RNA of Epithele typhae, 1392 nucleotides long. Its product is annotated as phosphoesterase family-domain-containing protein. Gene Ontology annotation, molecular function: hydrolase activity, acting on ester bonds. Bases 1 to 1392 code for a protein of 463 amino acids. NCBI's taxonomy places the organism in Eukaryota, Fungi, Basidiomycota, Agaricomycetes, Polyporales, Epitheliaceae. The record is from RefSeq and is a predicted model, not a curated record. Gene Ontology annotation, biological process: phospholipid catabolic process. The transcript is spliced from 7 exons.
AUGCAGUCCAAGCUUCUCGCCCUUUUCGUCGCUCUCGUCUGCGCCACGCCUGCUCUCGCCGCCCAGGCCCAGGUGUUCCAGCCCCCGGCCUCAAGCCCCGAGAGCGCGUCAGGCAACUACACCGGCCAGAGCAACGGCACCAUCUCCAACGGUCCUCUCGUCUCUGGGAAGGCCUUCGAUAGGUUCAUUCAGAUCUGGCUCGAGAACACCGACUUCGCAACCGCCGCUUCGUCGCCUGUGUUCCAGAACUUGAGUAAGGAGGGUAUUCUUCUUGAUUCCUUCUACGCGGUCACCCACCCCUCCGAGCCCAACUACCUUGCGGCUGUUGCCGGUGACUUCUGGGGUCUCGCCGAUGACGCAUUUUACCAUGCGCCGCAAAACAUCUCCACCAUCGUCGAUCUUCUCGACCAGGGAAAUGUCUCGUGGGCGAGCUACCAGGAAAACAUGCCUAGUGAUGGCUUUACGGGUUUCAACUACACCCAAGCGGACUACAUAACCGGUCAUGAUACCUACACGUACUACGUGCGCAAGCAUAACGGUCUCAUUAUUCACGACUCGGUCGCGAACGUCUCAUCACGCGCGCACCGCAUCCGCAACUUCAACGACUUUGCCGCCGACCUCAAAGCGGACGUCAUCCCUCAGUGGGUCUUCGUCACCCCGAAUCUCGUCAACGACGCCCACGACACCACGAUCGAUUUCACCGGCGACUGGCUCAACUACUGGCUCGUCCCGCUCCUCGGCGAGGCCGCCUUUAACGACAACCGGACGCUCAUCCUCCUCACCUUCGACGAGAACGAGACGUACACGGUCAACAACCGCAUCUACACCCUCGUCCUCGGCGGCGGCGUCCCCGCGCACCUCCGCGGCACGACGGACUCCACGUACUACACCCACUACUCCGCGCUCUCCACCGUCGAGGCCAACUGGGAGCUCAUGUCCCUCGGCCGCGGCGACACGAACGCGACGCUGAACAACGUCCUCGCCUUCGUCGCGAACGCGACCGGGUGGACGAACAACGGCCUCGCCGCCAACGCCUCCGGCAUCCCCCUCACGAACCUCACCGGGGACAUCCCCGGCCCGCUCAACUCCCAGUUCUACCUCCCCUUCCCGGCGCCGAACGUGAACGGGAAGGGCGCGGGCGGAAAGGGCGUGUUCGUCGCCGCCGGGCUCAACCCCAGCGCGACCGCGGACACCCUCGGCGCGCCGGUGAACCUGACCGCGCUCGGGCAGACGAACCCGUGGUCGGGGAACGGCGGCAUCGACUACACGAACACGAGCGCGGGCCCGGCUACGACGUCUAAGGCGUCGGGUGCGGCCGUGACGGUGGGUAUGCGCGCGGAGCUCCUCGUCGUCAUGGCGGGCGUCGUGCUGGGGGGCGUUAUGGUGCUGUAG